UUCCCCGCAUUGUCCAAACGGAACACUCAUAGUUGGAGGAUGUAUAUAAAGCGGUAGAGGUCUGCUGCAAAGUUGCAGGCUUCUGCAUCUGUGUUUUGUGAUGAGUGUCCUACUGAGGAAAGGAAAAGAACAGCCACACAACUAGGUUUUAUUUUCCUUCACCGAUACUUCAAGGCACAGAGGAGCUGGUAAAGGCAUUGCCAUGAAACCUAACUUGAAGCAAUGGAAACAACUCAUGCUGUUCGGGAUCUUUGCAUGGGGUCUGCUUUUUUUGGUGAUCUUCAUCUAUUUUACAGAUAGCAACACUGCUGAGCCGGUUCCCAGUUCCUUUUCUUACAUUGAAACUAAGAGGCUUCUGCCCAUUCAGGGCAAGCAGAGAGUCAUAAUGGGAGCCAUACACGAUCCAUCAUUCUCUGAAACUAUUGAUGAGAAUGAGGUACUUCUUAAUGAAGAUCUUUUAGGUACAUUUAAGUCGGGGACUGGAAGUAUUAAAAAAUGGACUGAUUUAGAGGAUGCCUUCAGAAGUGAAGAUGAGUUUUUUCCAUCCCAGAUAGGAAGAAAAUCAAAAAGUGCUUUCUACCAAGUGAGUAAUGAUUAUUUAUUUGCUGCUGGUCAGCCUCAGUCACACAACAACCUUCAAGAGAUAGCAAAAUUCAUCUCAGCCGAUGAGGAUAAUCCAAAAGAAAAUGUUUUACAGAAUAACUGGAGCCACCAGAGAAGAAUGAGGAGAAGGAACUCAAAGCACAGGAGAAGCCAGAUGCUGGAUGAAUCUGAUGACUGGGAUGGGCUAUAUUCCACAAUGUCGAAAUCCUUUCUUUACAAGCUUUGGAAAGGUGAUGUCUCUUCCAAGAUGCUAAAUCCUCGACUGCAGAAGGCAAUGAAAGAUUAUUUGAGCACCAAUAAGCACGGAGUGCGGUUCAAAGGGAAACGAAACUCCAAGCUGACAGGAGACCAGCUUUUUUGUGAGCUAAAAGAAAGGGUGCAUGUGAAAACAAUAGAUGGCAAAGAGGCUCCCUUCUCCACUCUUGGAUGGGAAAAGCACGUUCCCCAAAUUCCACUGGGCAAAUUGUAUACACAUGGUUUUGGGAGCUGUGCUGUAGUUAUGUCUGCUGGUGCAAUACUGAACUCCUCUCUAGGGAGUGAAAUAGAUUCUCAUGAUGCAGUUCUAAGAUUUAAUUCUGCUCCAACACGUGGCUAUGAAAAAGAUGUUGGAAAUAAAACAACCAUGCGAAUCAUCAACUCACAGAUUCUCACCAACCCAAGCCACCAUUUUGUUGACAGCUCCUUGUACAAAGAUGUUAUCCUAGUGGCCUGGGAUCCUGCCCCCUACUCUGCAAAUCUGAAUGUGUGGUAUAAGAAGCCAGACUACAAUCUGUUCACUCCCUAUGUACAGCAUCGCAGGAAGAAUCCAAACCAGCCGUUUUACAUUCUUCAUCCAAAGUUUAUAUGGCAGCUCUGGGACAUCAUUCAGGAGAACACUAAAGAGAAGAUACAGCCCAACCCUCCAUCUUCAGGUUUUAUUGGUAUCCUCAUCAUGAUGUCCAUGUGUAGUGAAGUGCACGUGUACGAAUACAUCCCUUCAGUCCGACAGACCGACCUAUGUCACUACCAUGAACUCUACUACGACGCAGCUUGUACUUUAGGGGCCUACCAUCCACUGCUCUAUGAAAAGCUGUUGGUUCAGAGGAUGAACAAAGGUUUGCAGGAUGAUUUGUAUCGGAAAGGGAAAGUCAUUUUGCCAGGGUUCAAGUCUGUCAAGUGCCCCGAACGGAAUAAUUUCCCACACUUGUAGAAGAGAAUCUUUCAGAAACAAUGUGCAAUAAGGUACUACUGUUGUACUAUAAACAAGGAGAGAAUACUUGAAAAAUGUAUCUUAGACCAAUCUAGUCUUGCGUCUAUAAAUUGUAAGUAAGUAGCAGGCAUGAGAAAUACUUCUUUUCUGAGCCUGAGUAUUUAUUACUGCUUUGCAAAUAGUUAAAGAAAAAAAGCUUAGCUCAUGAAGGGUGCAAAGGACAUAAUUAGGCAGAAAUAUAAUGUGUUGUGGGUGUGGCUGUCAGAAUUCGUCCGUGGUCUCUCAUGCCACAUGUGCUAGAUUGUAACUUUUUUUUCAUGAACUUAUUUAACUGUUAAAUCUGGCAUUGUGAAACAGCCUGUAUUGUUCAUGUGCAAAGCUGCCAGUGGAACAAUGCAGCAUUUCCCGUGGCUCCAUGGGAUUUUCACACUCUCCAAGAAUGAAGUAAUCACUACUCUGAGCCAUGCAUUCAUUGAUUAGAGUAGACUAAUUCUCAUUCAUACACAGGCUAAAUUAUAGGCCUCUAGCAAUGUACAGGGCCUUAUGGUGGCUAUGAAGUCAACGCAAAUGACGAUUGCUGAACGCGCAGCCAAACCACUUAAGUGACUGGACGUAUCUUUGAUGUCAGACCCCCGUGCUGGCGCUGUAUGAGGAAGAGGGAAAAGAGAAAUUUCUCAUUUCUUCAGAACACAACAAACAUUGUGAACUCAAUCAGAAAAAAUAAUUGUCCCUGGGAGACCUAUCAAGAGGGUGUGAGCAAGACUGAAUUGAUGCCUGAGGGUGCCUCUCCCCAGUCUGCACAGAUAUAGCCACUCGAAGAACACCAAGGGAGGCUGUGUAGCUCGCACACCUCACACUGAAAGCAAACCUAGGCGGAGCUCACCUUUUUAUAGCAAACAUAGCAUUCAAGAUCACAGACUUCACUUGUUAGGUAUUUCAUUGUGAUCCAGAUCAAAUUCACUUGCUCACAAGUUACUGCUUUUAAGAAAGCAUGGGGAGUUUUCUGAUAAAAGAGGAGGCUAUCAGCAUUUUUUUAUUUAACAUUUGAAAGACUAUGCCCCAGAGAAACUGUUAUGCCAGCAAAAAACUGACUAUGGCUUGCAUAUGGAGAUAAUCUGAUAUUUCCCUUUAUAACACCCAAUGAGGAUAUUCUCUAAGGCACUUCUAAGUAACCAUGUGGAUACUAAUGAAUCUGAAACAUUAUUUUCCACAGCAAGACUUCAGUUUCAGAUUUUAAGAAUGGCAGGACAUUAAUGUUCUCUUUUUUUAACAGCACUGUGCCCUCAGGUACUGUACCCUUUUUUUAGGGUAAGUUCAGUUGAAAAAUUUAUGUACGUAAAAACACAGCAUAUCCAAUCCUGGUCCAUUCAGUGAAAGGCAGAUAGCUUAAAGAGGCACUGAAAAUAGUAGUAGAGUGGUUAUGGUGGAAAGUAUUUUUCAUGUUUGCUCUUAAGCAACAGAAAAGCAAUCGGAAAGUGCAAACACAAUAUUAAUGACUACUUCCUCUCCAACAAUAAUGUAAGUGUGAUCACAGAAUCAAUCUUCUCUCACUCUACUCUUAUGGCCUGAUGAUUUUCCCUCCUCAAAAGUGAAGAAUAUGUUUCUUACAUAUAGUUUAGCCUUUGUUUCCUAUCUCUUCAUUUAAUUCGGGUUUUGUGAUCCUCUAAGAUUCCUCUCAUUGACAAAAAAUAUGUCCAGAUGAUCUAAACACUGUACUUCUAUGUUGUAUGGAUAGUAAUUCCAUAAAUCAUUUUGGUGCGUAUCAAAAUGAAUAGGUUUUAUUCACAGUAGCCUUAGCCUCUGGAUAUAUUACAUACUGACUUUUAAUGUUAUAUAUGGCAGCAACUUUUAUUCUUAAAGGUUAACACUGUUAUUUAAUCCUGUGGAGAAUAGGUAACCUAAAUAGAACUACUAAUGUAUUUUUUCCAUGUAUUUGGUUCCCUGUUUGCAAAACAUAUGAAGUCUGAACAAGUACUAUCAAACAUGUCUCUCUUUCCUGUAUGCUGGGUUAGCUACUACACACUUAUAAAGAAAAGGAGGUGAUUAGCUUUCUAGGACUAAUGAAUAUGCUACUUUUCCAUAAGCAAGAAUUUCUCAAGUCCCGAAAAAGAUCACAUCACUUUUGACUGAUCUACAACCACUAAUCUUAAACUGUGAUUUGCGGAAGCAAAGAAGAAAAAUACUAACUGCAUUACUCAAUUAUCCACAGCAGGAUAAUGUUUUAUUACUCCAUCAGUAAUUUGUUGACAUAAUCCAUACAGCUGUUGUACAGAGCAAUGCAAAUUCUAAAAGUUUCACAUAACAAGUGCUAAGCAUACUUACUUGAUACAUCAUUUAAAUAAUAGUGAAAAACCAGGUCUAGGACGUCAGAAAAUAGACUGUACCUUUUUAAUCUAUCGGACUCUGCGCAUCCCAGCGCUUCCAGCAGAAUUUCUUUCUUCGUCCAUUUGCCCAGACUCUUUCACCUUUGAAGACACUGUGCAACCUGUUCCAUGAGAAUUUUGUGUGUAUUCGCCCAGCUGUAUCCUAAUUUAUAAGGCAGUCAGUGCCCCUUCCACAAGUCAAAAGUCCAUGUGGGUGAUGUAGCACCACUACCUUAGGAGAUGCUUCACGGCUGUGCUACAAGCCCUUCCUCGUUCACAGAGGAGGAAGACCAACUUGUGAUGUCCAUCCUCUUGAAAAAAAGUAGGGACCCUUAGAGUGGCUUCUGAACACUGGUUUCCACUGUGAUGUUUCACUGAUCUGUCUGCUCAGACAUCUUAUGUCUGCUUAAAAGAGAGUAUAGUCUUCUUGCCUUGUCUUGUCCAUCUUCUGGUUUUGAUACAAGUACACUCAGUUUGCUAACUGAGGGCUCACCUCCACCUUGUGCAAGGGGGGAAGGGGCAGAAAUAAAAGGGGAACAUGAAGGACCUACAGAGGUACUGCAACCACCAGUGUGUGUGUUCUCUGUGGUUUUGGCAUUGGUGGCUUUUGUAGGAGCCUACCAAGGAUUUUUGCAUUUCUGGGCAUUAUCCCUAUGAUGGCAGAGCGAUCUUUAACAAAGGAUCAGCUUCAGUCAAUUUAAAACAGCAACUGAGUAUGAAGUAACACUGAAUCUGUGUAUCUUUUAAUAAUAGUAACUUAUGAGAGUGCUGUUUUUACAUACAUAUAGUAAAUGCGGCUAAUGUGAAAGGAAAUGUACUUUCCAAUCCAAUCUUGGGGGUUUUGGGAAAUAGAUAAAGGCAUGGCUGUGCAGCUCUCCUUCAUGGCUAUCGCACGCCAAAAGAGGGGAAUGCCAGCAUAGAUGAGGUCUGCACAAACACAGCUCUGCAUACGUUAUCAGUGAAGCAAAUGCCAGUGCUAGUUGGCACUUUGGGCUCCCCUCACACCUGUUACAAUGCUGCAGGCUUUAAAUUUAGAGGAGGUUACUGAUAAACAGGAACAAAUUGCCUUCAGAAGCUAGAGAGCCUCGUUCUGUGCCCUGGUGCUGUGAACAGCAGUUGCACUUGAUUAAAACAAAAUAGAAACACAGCAGCAGCUUAAGUAAAUGUGCUGAAUUUAUGUCGAAUUUCGUUAUGCUCUUUUUUUCCACUGUAAAUUCUGUAGCUUUUCUGCCUUGUGGUGCUCUGUUAUUUUUUGCAUUCAGCCUUUGGAUGGUUAAAUCAAGGUAUUCUUCUGUUUAUUAAAGGCAAACAAUGAAAAGAUUUUGUCUCAUUUUGAGCCAAAGUCUUCUUCCUAGAAAAAAUUACUUCAUUGUUCCAUUCAUUUAUAGUUCUAAGGCUUACCUGGACAUAACCUCACAGUCAGGCAGUCCAUCCUUCCAUGGACUAAACUACUAAGUCUUCUUUCUUCCCCUUACUGGGCUGGUGAAACUCUGAGAUGAAAGUCAGUGAAGCUACAAUGAUGCACCUUUAGAGAGAGACAUAUGAUUUACAUACUCUAGACUGAUCUACACUCUGUCUGCACAAAUUUAGCUAAAUCAUUGCAUGUCUUUGGUCAGGACAGUUUCUUUGGUGACAACAUCCAAAUUUUGAACUUGCUGCUGUAGAUCUCUUGCGAAAGUCAUCAAAACCAAGAGAGUUUCUUCUUGAAUGAAGACAAAUGUCUACACUCAAUGACUGCACAGAUUGAACUCAGUCAUUUUAGAGAUGGAUUGAAAUAAAUAGGAAUUUAAAACACAUGUAGACUAAUCCAAUUCACAGUGGUAUAUUUUUCAUUUCCUUCUUCCACAGCAGUUCUUAAGGACAGGAAAUGCCAUGUGGACAAGUGACACAAGGUACCAUGAAAUGAAUAUUAGAUGCAUUGACAGCAAAAAUAAAUGGCUAGCAUUUCUCCUUUCAUGUUCUCUAAAGUUCAUGGGUAUUGAAAAAAUGGAAUUGUUUUUGCAGUAGUUAUUGCAGAAGGCUGUCAUUAGAAAGCAUCUAAAACUUUCCUGGGAGCUAUCCUCUCACACACAAGGAAGAUACCUGAUUUAACUAUUUGAACUUUUAAAGUAGCCCGUGUCUGGGCAUACCUGCAUCAUUAAAUAACUUUUGACACUGCAAAUUUUGUCUCUCUGGCUUAGUGAUCAGGUUCAGAGUUUUGUUCUUGAAAUAAGAGUUGUGUGUAAAAGCCUUACAUUCAUCCAUAUCAUCCCAUCACUCUUACGAUAUGUAGUCAUUGAACUAUUCAAAUAUAGACUGUGUACUUUUUUAAUAGCUUUGAGAAUUAUUUUGUAUGAUGAUUUUUUUAAAUGAAUGUGUACUCUAAUAACAAAGCUUGAGAUUUUACAGGAGUCACAUUUUUAAGCAGUGUUUGUAUACAUUUUAACACUUUUUAUAUUUUCUAUUAUGAUUUUGUAUAUUUCUAUGUAUGCACAGUGUACAGAUUUUUUCCUGUAAAUAAAACAUUUGUUUU
This is a messenger RNA of Struthio camelus australis, 6667 nucleotides long. RefSeq names its product ST6 beta-galactoside alpha-2,6-sialyltransferase 2 (gene ST6GAL2). Lineage: Eukaryota; Metazoa; Chordata; Aves; Struthioniformes; Struthionidae. Gene Ontology annotation, biological process: sialylation. The record is from RefSeq and is a predicted model, not a curated record. Gene Ontology annotation, molecular function: beta-galactoside alpha-2,6-sialyltransferase activity. Gene Ontology annotation, cellular component: Golgi apparatus.